Messenger RNA from Cyanistes caeruleus (blue tit), 522 nucleotides. NCBI's taxonomy places the organism in Eukaryota, Metazoa, Chordata, Aves, Passeriformes, Paridae. The record is from RefSeq and is a predicted model, not a curated record.
CCCCGGGCCGGCGCAGCGGCCGCCAGACCUACAGCCGCUACCAGACGCUGGAGCUGGAGAAGGAAUUCCUGUUCAACCCGUACCUGACGCGCAAGCGGCGCAUCGAGGUCUCGCACGCGCUGGGGCUGAGCGAGCGCCAGGUGAAAAUCUGGUUCCAAAACCGCCGCAUGAAGUGGAAAAAGGAGAACAACAAGGACAAACUGCCCGGGGCCGGGCGCGACGAGGAGAAAAACGAGGAGGAAGGCAACGAGGAAGAGGAGAAGGAGGAGGAGGAGAAGGAGGAGAGCAAGGACUGAGCCGCCCGCGGGGUUUUUAUUCCCGGUUUUUAUGGCGGAUGAUAAAUCGCGGCCUUUACUGCGGUCAUUUCGUUUUAUGGAGUGGAGCUACCUGGCAGCUUCUUGCUUUUUUUUUUUUUUUUAUUGCCGGGGAAACUUGGAUUUUUCAUUUUUUUAGGGUUUUUUUUUUUUAUUUUCCCACCCUCUUAUCCGCCGUUUAUUCCGAUUUUUUUAAUCCUUUCCCCCC